UCCAAUUUUUCUCACGCACCAAGUGCCAUGGAAACGACGUUAGCGUUCUCAACCCUAUAAAUGACACUGACCUUCUGAAUUCUUUCCCCUUUGCGACGGGACUUUUGAGAGACGCCUGAAGGUUUGCGCUUGUCAAGAAGUCUGCUUAGCAAAACUUGCUGAAGAAGCACUUGCUGAAGAGGCCGUUGGUUAACAAACUGCGAAAGACGGUUCCCGGCCAGGAGAAGCACCAACAGGGUGACCGGCUGGAAGCCCAUACCAUGGCGCUUCCAGAAGACGGAUCCCCAAUGUUGGAGGGACAUCCAGACUAUGGUAAGGAUCACGGUAAGGUGUGGUCAAAUGAAGUUGACAUGGUUUCUGAAGAUCAUGGAGAGGUGUUGAGGUGUAGUUCACCUCCACAGUUUGUGGACUGUGCUACCAGCUUCAGUGGUAGCGCUCAUACCAGCUCCAGUGAAGACUUGGUAGGUCAUGCCGGUACUACUAGCUCCAGUGGUAGCUCUACUACCAGCUCAAGUGAAGACGAGGCUGAUAAUGAAGACCAGGAUGACUUUAUAUCCCGACUUUGUUUUGUCAAGGUCCUUGUAGGAAAGCUUCAACAGUCAUUGAAACAUCUCAAUUCGACGAUUGAACAGCGGGGCUACGCUAACAGUAGUUCAACAGUGUACCAUGCCAGUGCUGUGUCACAGCUGCUUGAGAUUCUUCCCCCAAAUUUCAAGUACAUACAAGACAUUGGGGUAGCACAGAAGCCUCAAGAAGACCUGGCUCCCUGUACUUCCCUUGAAUUCACAUUUGGACUUGACAAACAAGAAGAGCCCCUUUUGCCUCCAGAGAACUCCAGACCUAUCGGUACCUCACAACAUCAUCAGGUAGGUUUGGAAGAGGACGGAGUUUCUUUGACUUCCAGCUGCACCCGGAGCACUACAAAGAUGGUGGAUGCUGCAGAGGAGGACAGCUCACCAUCAAAGCUUAGUUUUGGUACUGUGCUUCCUUCCAGCUUUAAAUUCACAUCUGAACUUGACAAACAAGAAGAGCCCAUUUUGCAUCCAGAGGACUCCAGUCCUAUUAGUGCCUCCUCACAACCUCUGGCAGGUUGGAAAAAUUUAGUGGCUUCUUUGACUUUUGGCCAUGCCAGGAAAACUACGAAGAAGGAGAUUGAUGUGAAGGAGGAUGACCCAACAUCAAAUCCUAGUCAUCAGGUAGGUUUGAAAGAGGAUGCGACUCAUGUGACAUUUGUGACUGGUAUAAACGGAAAGACAGUGGAUAGUGACGGUGAAGAGCAGUUCCCAGCCAAGAGGACUGGGGACACUGUUACUGACUCCAACAAGUGGACCAGGGAUUGUGAUGAUGAGUUCCCCUCAAAGCGGACCAGGGACACUGUUGCUGAAGAGGAGCCCCCAGCCAAGAGGAGUAAGGACACUCUUGCUGAAAAGGAGAUCUCCGCCAAGAAGACCAGGGACAGUAUUGGUGAAGAGGAGCUCCCCGCCAAGACGACCAAGUAUAGUGAUGAUCCCAGUUGGGAAGAGGUCCUUCAAAGAAUCGGCAAGAGGAUGGCAUGGAGAUGUGGUAAAGAAUGGGAGGACAAGCCCAUUCCGUCAACCCCUCUGUUCAUUCCUUACCGAAAGACAGACCAUGAAGAUCCCAUUUUGUUAUCCCCUGUUCUCAGUCCCUUACCAAGGACAUCGUGUGAGGAUCCUGUUUUGUCUUCCCCCGUCCUCAGUCCCUUACAAGAGACGAUCCAUGAGAAUCUUUAUCUCUCUUCCCCUGACUUCAGUCCCUCACAAUUGACGCACUGUGAGAAUCCCAUUCUGUCACCCCGGGUUUUCAGUCCUUCACCAUCAACACACUGGGAAAAUUCAACUUUGUUAUCUCCUGGCUUCUUUUUCUGGACUGAGCCUGAAGGGGACAUAGAAGAGGAGCCAACACCUUCAACUUCUGGUGGAAUUACAGCUAGAGUGAGUUCCGUGUGGUUUAGACCUCGCUAUGUUUUGUCAAGUGACUCUGAUUAGAUUGGGAUCCAUUAAAACUGAAGACCUAUGUGGGAAGUCACAUUAGGACGUCAUCAUUUCUCUCUUUAUCAGUCAAUGGGUUUCUAGCAAGCCUGUGGAAGCCUUAGGUAGUGCUGUGCACCGGAGUUUUCUUAAUCUUUGUGAUUUCCGCUCAAAUCCCCCAUGUUUCAGGGGGAAAUAGCGGCUCCUCCCCACGCGGUGCUCUCCAAUAUAGUAAGUUAUUCUAUCCUAUUCCUCCACUAAUCCGCUCUCCAAGUUUUUAAUCUUUCAGGUUUUAGCAGCUCAUCGUUGGAUCCUUUUGUCGUUGUCCAUGUGGUUCCUGUCCUUCUGGACCGCUUGUUUUUCAUACUGCUUGUUCAGACUUCUGAGAACUCAGAUUCUCUGAUCAUCCCAGGUUGGAUCUCCUCAGCCUGUAAUCCUCCACCUUCAACACCACCAGUCAGAUGGAGGAAGAUAAGAGAACCCAGUUGACAAAAAAAUUGACCAAUAAUUAAAGAAGAAGACCUGCUCCGCCUGCUGUUCUACUGGUUGUAACAUACUGGGAAAGGCUUCACUGAGACAAAACAACAGCAGUGGACCAAUCAGAAGAGAGAAGACACAGAGGAUUGAGGACUAAAAGGCAGACGAUCCAGUGGCCCCAGGUUUACACCUCAUCUAUUCAGAUUUAGAGGUGGUAUAAAAAGCAACGUGGAAACGGGUCAAACAAUGACGGCUGAGGAGCCGAUCACUUUCAAACUCACACUCACCCCUCCUCCCGUCUGACAGACACCAGACACUGAAACCUCCUCACCUCCAUCACUGUCAGGAACAUAAACACGCUGAAGUGACUGGCUGAAUUGUGUGCAGACACUCUGAGGCUACUCGGAGCAGGUGGAGUGUGUCGUUUUCCAGAAGAGUGAUCUGUGUGUGUGCAGGAACUACUGUGACUCUGCCCUGACGCUACGUCCACCCCUCAGCCUCCCCUGAGUGGACGCGCCCUACGUCUGCUGUGAUUGGCUGUUGAGGAGACCAGCCUUCACGCAGCGCCCUACGUUUGCUGUGAUUGGCUGUUGGGGAGACCAGCCUUCACGCAGCGCCGCUGGUUG
This is a messenger RNA of Poeciliopsis prolifica (blackstripe livebearer), 3091 nucleotides long. RefSeq lists its product as uncharacterized. Lineage: Eukaryota; Metazoa; Chordata; Actinopteri; Cyprinodontiformes; Poeciliidae. The transcript has 8 exons. The record is from RefSeq and is a predicted model, not a curated record. Bases 261 to 2006 code for a protein of 581 amino acids.